AUGGACGGAGAUGAUGGUUCGCGGAUGGGGAUGCCGCGACUCCCGCCGGAGUUGACGGACGCUCAGCGCGCCGACAUUAAAGAGGUUUUUUCUAUACUUGACGUCGACGGUACGGAAACCAUCACGCCGAACGACCUCAAAGUCGCUCUUCGAGCACUUGGUUACGAACCACAUAAAGACACAAUCAAGCGGUUAGUUGCGGAGAUGGACAGGAGUGGGGUGUCAAGUAAUCUUAUUCUUCCCGAAUUUGAGGCGAUUCUCCGGGCUAAGCUUUUUACCGAUGACAAGGAGGAGGUAAUGCUCACCUUUCCACACUUUACUCAAGGGAAGUCGGAUUACAUUACCCUCGAAGAUUUAAAGCGUGUGACACAGGAACUUGGGGAGGAUAUCCCGGAGGAUGUUCUCAAGCGGAUGAUUGAAGAGGCGGACGUUUUGGACCACGACAAUCGUGUGUCAAAAGAGGAGUUUGUUCGUAUGCUUCUCACCCCUAAGAAGUAA
Messenger RNA from Trypanosoma brucei brucei TREU927, 498 nucleotides. RefSeq names its product centrin, putative. The record is from RefSeq and is a predicted model, not a curated record. The transcript has a single exon. Lineage: Eukaryota; Euglenozoa; Kinetoplastea; Trypanosomatida; Trypanosomatidae. The coding region runs from base 1 to 498 and encodes 165 amino acids. Gene Ontology annotation, molecular function: calcium ion binding.